This is a messenger RNA of Hevea brasiliensis (rubber tree), 336 nucleotides long. RefSeq lists its product as uncharacterized. The coding region runs from base 1 to 336 and encodes 111 amino acids. Lineage: Eukaryota; Viridiplantae; Streptophyta; Magnoliopsida; Malpighiales; Euphorbiaceae. The transcript has a single exon. The record is from RefSeq and is a predicted model, not a curated record.
AUGCAUGCUAGGUACUAUAUGCUUACUUCUAUGACCAAUGAGUUACAAAAGCAGCAUGAAAAGAUGCAUAGUGCAUCUGAGAUCCUUGAUCACCUACAAGAGUUGUAUGGUGAACAUAGUCGAAAUGAAACAUAUGAGAUAUCUAAACAAUUCAUUCGGAUGAGAACGACUGAGGAACAGGAAGUGGGAGCCCAUGUUCAUAAGAUGAUAAGAUUGAUAAAGCAGUUGGAAGCUCUUGAUUUCACUAUAGACUUUCAGCUUCAGACGGAUUUGAUCCUACAGUCUCUCCCUGAGUCAUUUGGAUCCUUUAUUACAAAUUUCCAUAUGACUAAAUAA